Molecule: messenger RNA, 948 nt
Organism: Ascochyta rabiei
Lineage: Eukaryota; Fungi; Ascomycota; Dothideomycetes; Pleosporales; Didymellaceae
Exons: 3
Coding region: 1-948 (315 amino acids)
Biological process (GO): regulation of endocytosis
Cellular component (GO): endosome
Molecular function (GO): GTPase activity; GTP binding
Source: RefSeq, a predicted model, not a curated record
AUGGGGAGGAAUCGAGCCACGUCCAUUGCGUCGACGCGCAGUGGAGAAGCGCCCACGCAAGAGCUAGGGAGCAUGUAUGACUACCUAGCCAAGACGGUACUGCUGGGACCUAGCGGUGCAGGAAAAUCCUGCCUCCUCCACCGCUUUGUGCGCGACGAAUGGCGCGUCCUCUCCUCGCAGACCAUCGGCGUCGAGUUCUCCUCCAAGAUCGUCCACAUCGCCGACCGCAAGUCGUCGUCGCUCUCGAACCGCAAGCGCAUCAAGCUGCAGCUGUGGGACACGGCAGGCACAGAGCGCUUUCGGUCCGUCAGUCGCUCCUACUACCGCGGUGCUGCCGGCGCCAUCCUCGUCUACGAUGUCAGCAGCUGGCGCAGCUUCGAGCAACUGCAGACUUUCCUGAACGAUGCCCGUGCCCUGGCCGGUCCAGACAUCACAAUCAUACUGGCGGGCAACAAGAGCGACGUGGUCGAGGGAGGCCCGCCACCCGCAGGAUACAGCUAUGCGAGCACACCAAGCUCAGAGUACGCACUGCCACCGCCUACCCCUUCGAGUCAGUCCUCGCUCAGCAUGAACCUGAACAACCACUACACAAUCGCACCGGAAGGGAGAGAGGUGUCGCAGGAAGCCGCAUCCAGAUGGGCUAGCGCGAAUGGAAUCCCAGUCGCGGUCGAAGUCUCGGCGCUGAACGGAGAAAACGUAGAGGAGCUGUUCAGUCGACUGGCACGGAUGAUAUUGACCAAGAUUGAGCUGGGCGAGAUUGACCCCGAUGACCCACAAAGCGGCAUUCAGUACGGCGAUCUGGGGUGGGACGAUGGUGCCAGCAGCAUCAGGAGCGGGUACCCCGAUGGCUCCGUCAGGUGGAGAGGAAGCAAGAAGAAGCCGAGGACAGAGUGGGAGGAGGUGUUCAGGUUAAGCGGUGGGACCAGAAGAGGAGGCGGCUGCUGUUGA